This is a messenger RNA of Ascoidea rubescens DSM 1968, 1278 nucleotides long. It is a transcript of the gene OGG1, whose product is annotated as 8-oxoguanine glycosylase OGG1. Lineage: Eukaryota; Fungi; Ascomycota; Saccharomycetes; Ascoideales; Ascoideaceae. Gene Ontology annotation, cellular component: nucleus. The transcript has a single exon. The record is from RefSeq and is a predicted model, not a curated record. Gene Ontology annotation, molecular function: damaged DNA binding; 8-oxo-7,8-dihydroguanine DNA N-glycosylase activity. The coding region runs from base 1 to 1278 and encodes 425 amino acids. Gene Ontology annotation, biological process: base-excision repair, AP site formation; nucleotide-excision repair; base-excision repair.
AUGACAGUUGAUUUAGAAUUAAAAUGGAAGAGUAUUCCAAUGAACUAUAAGGAGCUAACAUUAGCAAAUGUUUUGAAGUCGGGACAAGCUUUUAGAUGGAACUAUGAUAGUGUUGAUAAAAUUUGGAGUUGUUCAUUUGAUGAUCGAGUAAUAUUUCUUAAGCAAGAUGAACUGAAUUUGCAUUAUUCAGAUUUAUUUCCCAAUGGUAACGAUGAUAAUGAAAACAAAACUACAAAAAAUAAGUCUACAGAGCAAUUUAUAAUUGAUUAUUUCAAUUUAAAAUUGAAAAAUAAUGUUAAAUUAAGUGAGUUGUAUGAAAGUUGGUCAAAAAUUGAUGAUCAUUUUAAUGAAAAAAUAGUCAAUACUGUUAAUAAAGCAAAAAUACGAAAUUAUUUUGGUAUUAGAAUAUUAAGACAAGACCCAUGGGAAAAUUUAAUUUCUUUCAUUUGUUCUUCAAAUAAUAAUAUAAAAAGAAUUUCAAAAAUGAUUGGGUCAUUGUGUGAAAAUUUUGGGAAAUUUAUAAUUAAAUUUAAAAAUAUUGAUUAUUUUUCAUUUCCUUCACCAAAAGAAAUUUUGGAAAAAUUUGAUUUCAAAGUGAUUAACUUAAUAAACUUUUUAAAUGAUUUAAAAUUUGGUUAUCGUUCGAAGUUUAUUGCAAAUACAACUGAUAUGAUUUAUAAUAGGAAUGGUAAUAAAAACGAUGAAAACAAUGCAAGUUGUUUGAGUGAUUUGUACAAUUUGAGAAAUUUAUCAUACGAGGAGUCUCUCGAUUAUCUUUUAAAAUUGAAUGGAGUUGGUAGGAAAGUAGCAGACUGUGUUUGCUUAAUGAGUCUUGAUAAACACUACACUGUGCCAGUUGAUACUCAUAUUUUGAACAUAACAAAAAAGUACUAUUUAACCAAUAAGCACAUCAAGAACGAAGAUAAUAAACAUAUAAAAAGUGUUAGAUUAAAACUAGCUGGUACCAAUUUGAAUAAGUCAAAUUACGAUAAAAUAUCCAAGUUCUACAUUGAUCUUUGGGGAGAAUAUGCUGGAUGGGCUCAGGCUGUUUUAUUCACUGCAAACAUCAACAUGGAGGAUUUUGAAAACAGUGCUGCCUCUGUAGUCCCUGCUACUGUGAAAAAGAAGUUUCCGGGCACCAAAGACACCACAAGCACCACAAGCACCACAGGCAGCAGAAACACCAAAAACAGCAAAAGAAGAAUUUUGCUCAAAAACCUCCAGCUCCCUAAGAAACCAAAAAUCGAAACCACUGCUGAUCUUGUUCCAUUAGCGUAA